This is a messenger RNA of Pyricularia oryzae 70-15, 1125 nucleotides long. RefSeq lists its product as uncharacterized. The record is from RefSeq and is a predicted model, not a curated record. The transcript has 6 exons. The coding region runs from base 1 to 1125 and encodes 374 amino acids. NCBI's taxonomy places the organism in Eukaryota, Fungi, Ascomycota, Sordariomycetes, Magnaporthales, Pyriculariaceae.
AUGGACCACAGCAUCGUACCCCAAGAGAACCGCGGCCCUGCUUUUCUGGUCAUCACCGGCACGCUCACGUCGAUCGCGACCCUUUUCGUCGGCGCCAGGCUCUACACGCGAGCCGUGAUCAAGAGGCUCGUGUUCUGCGAGGACUACAUCGUCAUCCUGGCCACCCUGCUGCUAUGGGUGCAGCUGUGCACCUACACGGUCGCGGUCCAGAACGGAGUAGGGCGGCACCUCCGGGCCCUGACGCCAGAGGAGCGCGAGGUGGCGCUCAUGUGGUACCACCUGGCGCCGUUCCCGUCGGUUAUCGCGCUCGGCGUGCCCAAGAUCGCCUUGGCUAUGAUGCUCAACCGUGUCCUCCUUGCCAGCUUCUGGGCGUCGGCGGCUUCUUGGUUUCUGUCCGCCACGAGCAUGGCGAACUUUGUUGUCACAUCUCUCCUAAUUGCGUUUCAGUGCUCGCCCAUUAGGGCUGCCUGGAUCCCGGACAUUGCCGACGCCAAGUGUACUUCGGAGCGUGUGAUUGUUUGGUUCUCUAUAUACACGAGCGCUUUCUCUGCGCUCGCUGACAUAUACCUUGCAUUGUGGCCGGCUUUCAUUAUCUUCAAGGUUGAGACGAAUAAGCCAAAGUCGAUUGCACUGAGUAUUGUACUCGGCCUUGGGGUAUUAGCAUCUGGCGUCGCUGUAUACAAAAUGACUCUCAUGAAAGCGUUGGAGAGUGCAGACCGUACUUAUGACGGCAUAGACCUUUUGAUAUGGACACUCGCUGAGGCAGCAGCGACUCUGAUCGCAUCAUCCAUCCCGAUGAUAACGCCGAUAUACAUACUGAUGGCGCAAUGGAUGAGAGGAACUAAGCCUCGAGAACGAGACCGUGACCGCGACCGCGAGGGAGACUCUGCCGCUGAGUACAUACAGCGCAUGGCGCAAGAGCGACUGUUCCAGCACAGAAGCACUGACCAGGAGGCUGGCAUUUUUCACCGGCCGUCUUUCAGGCGUCAGCACUCCAACCGACUGUGGAGUCCGUCGAGGGUCGGGAACGUUCGCGGGGAUAAGAUUGGGGUAUCGAUGGCUAUGAAUUCUAAUAGAGACGGCUCGGGGCCCUCUCACGGGUCGCUAGAGACAGACCAAAGAUAA